Messenger RNA from Periconia digitata, 1395 nucleotides. Lineage: Eukaryota; Fungi; Ascomycota; Dothideomycetes; Pleosporales; Periconiaceae. The record is from the annotation of a GenBank genome assembly.
CCGAAGACGCUAAUCCCGGUUGGCACCGGACGGAUCUCAUGCCGAACUUCUCACUCAGUACGGACAAUCAAGGCAACAGAGAUUACUAUUCACAAUUCUUGCACCCGACCCGCGAUUCAGCAUACCUACCUUGUGGGCAUGAAAUCUCUUUAUGUUUUCGGGCACAACCCCAUUCAGCAUGAUUCCCGAUCACAGCCUCACGUUCUUCAAGCGCCCGCCAUUUCCGUCCUCUGGGCGUCAUGGUGCGAUCUAAUAGUCGCUCGUGAAGAGUCUGCCCACCUCGAGUACUACGGCACUAGCCUAACGCCCGACGAUGUUGCUCACAUAACCCAACUACGGUCCUCCGAUCAGCCUGUUUUUUUCGGGAGAGCACUCGAUGACGGGGUGCGCGGCUUCGUGGUCAACCGAACGCGAAAGCUGACCAUUUUUAUGUCGCCCGGGUCCCGGUUUCUAAGCAUCGGCAAAGCAAAAGGCGCAGUGACAAGAUCGUUUGAAGAUAUGAACCUGCAGAUUCGAAGUGUGCAAUGCCUCAGUGGAUCUAAGAUAUUCGUGUCCACAUGGUCGGAGAUUUUUCGUCAUGAGGAUCAAGACGCCAAGGGCAUGGUCGUGGCAUUUGCUUCUGUCCUGUCAUUUCUGCAUUUUCUGCGCACAAACAUAUCCCUAAAUGAAUAUCGAGAGAUAUUCGGCAAAUGGGGUUACCCACACACGACUGUUCAUAGCCCGCUUCCCAUUGACAUCUGCGCCAACGCACCAACGAUGACUGCAUUAAAUCGGUCCACUCAUCAGGUUCACACACAUGCGUUCGAUUUACGUUUUCCUAGAUGCCUGGGUCGUGAGGAUAUUGAUCCCCCAGAUUGGGGGAAAGCACAUCCAGUGUCUUAUCUUUCCGAAAUCGGGGCCAGGAAAAUUGCUUCGGGUGGAUAUUAUACGUGUGUCAUAUCGAAGGCGUCACCGUCUAGUAGCGAAGAUGACGACGAAGAAGCUGGUGGUGAAUUAUAUAUAUGGGGGCAAGCUCCUCCCGGCACAAAUCGAGAGUUGAGCGCCCUCAGGACCACGCCGUCGAGUGAUGAUCAAGAAGCCAUGGAAGAUCCUUAUGUGAAAUGCGUUGAUCUUCGAAUUGACGAUCUUCCAGCUGAUGUCAUGGAUGUGGCAGUGGGAUGGGGACACAUUCUCGUGGCAGCUCAAGCUACAAAACGUCAGGGGACCAAGAAGGAGAUUUUGAGGGCUGUUUUCGCUGCAGGAUGCAACGGGAAACAGCAACUGGGUCUCCAGGGCAAGGAGAAGAGUCGAGACUUUGUUGAGGACUUCACAGAGGUGGAGAUGCUCAGAGGGAAGAAGGUCGUGCAAUUGGUGUGUGCUGGGUGGACAAGCCAUGUGGUGGUCGAACACGAUUGA